Messenger RNA from Galdieria sulphuraria, 1125 nucleotides. RefSeq names its product solute carrier, DMT family. The transcript is spliced from 5 exons. NCBI's taxonomy places the organism in Eukaryota, Rhodophyta, Bangiophyceae, Galdieriales, Galdieriaceae. The record is from RefSeq and is a predicted model, not a curated record. Gene Ontology annotation, cellular component: Golgi apparatus. Bases 114 to 1103 code for a protein of 329 amino acids. Gene Ontology annotation, molecular function: antiporter activity.
AUUCAUGAUUGACUUAAGUCUUUCUAUUGAUGAUUAUUUGAUUCAUCCAAACUUUAAUACGGAAAGUCACAAAUAGAAUUUUGAAAAAUUUUUGUAGAGUUUCAAGAAGAAAUAUGGAUCGCAUAUGGAAACGAGUUGUAACGAUACUAAGCAUAAUUCUCGCCACAUUCACUACUAGUAGUACUAUGGUUAUCUAUAACAAGUGGCUUCUUAGUGACUGUCAGUUGGAACAAGCCCCGUGUAACAAGUGGAAUUUUCCGUUUCCACUCUUAGUGACAGCAAGUCAUAUGGGCUUCAUAUCACUCUCCUUAGGACUUGUGUUUCGCUUCACAAACUGGUGUGAAAAGCCUUCCGUUCCAAAAAGGUUAUACUACCUAUUUGUAGUCCCAUAUUCCAUACUGGUGGCACUUGACAUUACACUAUCCAAUUCAGGGUUUCUUUAUUUGGAAGCCUCUUUUGUGGAAAUGAUAAAGUCUUCUAUGCCAGCUUCUGUUUUGUUGUUUUCGGUUGUUUUUGGACUUGAAGUUGUAUCUGCCCGUCUUAUUAUUGUUGUUUCUUUGAUUUCUGUAGGUCUUGCCUUAUCAAGCUAUGGAGAGGUGAACUUUCAGCUUACUGGCUUCUCUUUGGAGUUAAUUGCAGUCUUAAUUGGGUCAUUGCGCUUAGUCUAUGCUCAGUAUUUACUUCAUGGGAAGGACGAUGAUGACUUGACAACUAAUCAAGAGAUGACUGGUGUAUCCAUUUCCAGUCCGCAUCGUUUGAAAACACUUCAGUUGUUAUAUUAUCAAACCAGUAUUGCAUUUUCGUUUUUAAUCAUUCCAGCUUUGUUUUCAAUUAUUUCUCAAUACCACAAGUUUCAAGUACCUAAUGAAACUGUGUAUCUUAUUUCUACUUGUCUUAUUAUUCUAUCGGGUGCUAUCAUAGCGCUAGCAUUGAAUAUUUGUGACCUCUUGAUGGUUUCGUAUACUUCUGCAUUGACCUGCACUGUCGUUGGGACUAUUAAAACUGCCGUUGUUGUGGGAGCUUCUUGGUUGGUAUUUCGAAAUGCUGUUUCUUAUCUCAACAUCUUGGAUGAAACAGAAAGAGUUGGAAAAGGAGAACAAUAAUAAUCUUGAAGCGGACAGAGUC